Molecule: messenger RNA, 901 nt
Organism: Neolamprologus brichardi
Lineage: Eukaryota; Metazoa; Chordata; Actinopteri; Cichliformes; Cichlidae
Source: RefSeq, a predicted model, not a curated record
GUGAGUCUAUGCGACUUUUGUACUUGUAUUUCAUAAAACUAGACCAGAAAGGGAUUUCCUCGCAGACCGGAUUGGUAAUGUUUCCUGGUCGCACAUCUAGAAUGAUUUCAAAAUUUAAGGUACUUGUUUUCCUGAUGUGUUUCACUUGCAUUGGUGUGUAUUUCAAAACGGGCUACCAUUUGACUCAUUAUGCUGUGGACCAAAAGCUGUGUGCUUGCAUAAAAUGUUUAUCAGAGGAUAAGCAGUUGCUUCUGGAUCGAUCGAAUAGAAGUGUUCAACCAUUUUUGACUGCAAACUUAAACCUCUCACAGAAUGAAUUCAACUGGUGGAAGGAUUUGCAGGCUGAAAGCCGUAGCUUCAGAGUUUAUGAAACAACGGUGGCCAACUUGUUUCAGAUCUUCCCACAGAAUCCAGAUGUUAUACAACCCAAAUAUGACCACUGCAGGACUUGUGCUGUGGUGGGUAAUUCUGGUAAUUUAAGGAGAUCGCAUUAUGGACCGCUGAUAGAUUUACAUGAAGUUGUCAUAAGAAUGAACACUGGUAUUACCAGAGGCUUUGAAAAAGACGUUGGAAACAAGACAACUCAUCGUGUCAUGUAUCCAGAGAGUGCUGUGGAUUUGGAUGACAACACCCAUUUUGUACUGUUUCCCUUUAAGAUACAGGACUUUGAGUGGCUCAUUAAUGCCUCUACAACAGGGUUUACUGGAAGGUCAUAUAUGCCAGUGAAAUCAAAGAUCAAAACUAACAAGGAUUUGGUCAUGGUGGUAAAUCCAGCUUUCAUGAAAUAUGUACAUGAGGUUUGGCUUGGAAAUAAGGGACGUUAUCCAUCCACUGGCUUUAUGGCUUUGAUUCUUGCACUUCACAUUUGUGAUGAGGUAAGUACAAAGUUUUAAGUUUCUGA